This is a messenger RNA of Penicillium mononematosum, 468 nucleotides long. Its product is annotated as ACP S-malonyltransferase. Gene Ontology annotation, molecular function: [acyl-carrier-protein] S-malonyltransferase activity. The transcript has 2 exons. Bases 1 to 468 code for a protein of 155 amino acids. NCBI's taxonomy places the organism in Eukaryota, Fungi, Ascomycota, Eurotiomycetes, Eurotiales, Aspergillaceae. Gene Ontology annotation, cellular component: mitochondrion. Gene Ontology annotation, biological process: fatty acid biosynthetic process. The record is from RefSeq and is a predicted model, not a curated record.
AUGCUCUCACGCUUACGCCCCAGAGGUCACCUCCGACAAAGAUCCAUUGUGCAUGUCACAUCGCAAGUUCUGGCUACAAGUUCAAGGCCGACAAAUCCUAAUCUCCUGCCCUUCAGACGAGACCUGCACACAGCCCUCUUUUUCCCAGGACAUGGAGUCCAAAGGGUUGGCAUGGCCAACAGCUGGAUUGAGAGCUUUCCCAAUACGGCGGCUAAGGUUUUGGACGAGAUGGAUAGCACCCUCGGGUUCAAACUAUCCAGCAUUAUAUCCGAUGGCCCCAACUCCAAGCUCAACAAAACGGAAAAUUCACAGCCUGCAGUUAUGGCAAUCUCAGUUCUGAUACUCCGUAUCCUGGAGCAGGAGUUCGGAUUCAACACUAAAUCUCGAGUCGAUGUUACGCUUGGGCAUAGCCUCGGGGAGUUCUCCGCAUUGGUUGCUGGGGCUAUCUUGAAUUCGGGGACGCUUUGA